Vicia faba (fava bean) is the source of this 660-nucleotide messenger RNA. NCBI's taxonomy places the organism in Eukaryota, Viridiplantae, Streptophyta, Magnoliopsida, Fabales, Fabaceae. The record is from the annotation of a GenBank genome assembly.
AUGGUCCACCCUAUCCUCCACCAUGUCUUGCCUAAAACCCCUUUGAUUCUCAAAAUCUUCAACCUAUAUAAACACUUACCACUUCACCAUUUUCUGACACAAUCCACUUCUUUGCCACCACUCACACUAGCUAUAAACAAUAUACAUAAAGUUUUUCUUUCUUUAAAGAUGAAUUGGAGUAAUUCAACAAGUGAUGGUAAUAGCAACAAGAAGUUUAAGGGAGUUAGACAAAGAAAAUGGGGGAAAUACGUAUCGGAGAUUCGUGUUCCGGGGACUCAAGAACGUUUAUGGUUGGGAACUUAUGCUACACCUGAAGCUGCUGCAGUUGCACAUGAUGUCGCUGUUUAUUGUUUGAAGAGACCUUCUACGUUGGACAAACUCAACUUUCCUCAGAUUUUGUUUUCUUAUUGUAUCCAACAGAGAGAUGGUUUGAUGUCUCCUAGGUCUGUUCAAAAGGUUGCUUCUGAUGUUGCUAUGGAUGUUGAUGCUAGAAACAUUGCAAACCAAACGACAACAACUUCGGAUCAAUCUCAUCAUGUCCACAAUGUUGUUGCUGAUGAUGAUGUGUGUUGGUGGGAAGGUUUAGGUGAUGAUCAAGGAAUGACACAAGUUUCUAACGAACGAGAAGGAUUGAGCAUUUCCAUUGAAGAUUAUUUAUAG